Messenger RNA from Dissoconium aciculare CBS 342.82, 1446 nucleotides. RefSeq lists its product as uncharacterized. The transcript has 2 exons. NCBI's taxonomy places the organism in Eukaryota, Fungi, Ascomycota, Dothideomycetes, Mycosphaerellales, Dissoconiaceae. The coding region runs from base 258 to 1157 and encodes 299 amino acids. The record is from RefSeq and is a predicted model, not a curated record.
UCCUUCUUUGCACGAUCUUAAGAAAAUCCAUGACGAAGCUUCGACGAUAGCAUCUCCAUCCACAGUGACCUCAUCCUCCCUGUCUCGUCAACCUUUCAUCUUCGCAAGCGGAGAGAGCUCGAUACUUUGAUUCGACAACAGUAAUUACCUGAUUCCGUUCUGGUAUACAGAAUUUAUACUACCAAGACCGCGUCUUAUCCUGCCUACGUCGUGGACCUUUCCAAGACGAUCAUCUGUCGUCACUAAUAUCUGCAGUCAUGGCACCAUCACAGCGGGACGUUAUUACAAUCGAGAACCUUGUUCUGCCACAUCCCAUCGCCGGCCCGGAUGCCUGGUCGUUUACACGCUCGACCUUGGCGAGCAAAGUACCACCGACCGUCAAAUCACAAUCUGCUACAGUAUCACUUCGCCUCCUCCUCAGGCCAGAGAGUUUCGUCAAUGCAGCGCGAGAUGACACUGUGAACCCUGAACAUACGGUACAUUACGGUGAAUUAUCAAAGGCAAUACGUACCAAGAAUCACGAAGGUCAAACGCUACAUGAAGUGUUCGUAAUGCUGGCAUUGAUCGUCGCUGAUCUUCCGGCAGUCGAAGAAGCGAUGCUCGAUAUUCAUCUGCCAAAGGGAAGUAUGUUUGGAUCCAAGGUGCAAGUUGCGCAAAGACUCGAGAGGCUCGAUCAAGGGCCCAUGAAAGGGUCCCUGGCAGUGAAAUCAGGGCGUCUACUUGUGGCGGGCUUGCCGAUGGCAUGUUUGAUCGGUGUCAAUGCGAAUGAACGAACAGGAAAACAGCCACUGAUUGUCGAAUAUGAUGUUGAUUAUGAAGGCACCGGCAUCAUCGGAGGCGAGGACACCGGCGUUGGCGUUGUGGGAGUGCCAGGGAAUCGAACUGCUAGGUUGCUCGCCGCAUUUUCGAUCGAAAGUUAUUUGUUCGAGAUUAUAGAGAAGACCUCGUUCGAAACGCUCGAAAGCUUGAUCGAGUUUGCAUACAGCGAAUUGCGGCGUCAACUUCUCGACGAAAAUCUACCCGGAGCAAGCUUCCGCCUGCAGAUCGCAAAGCCGCGAGCUAUUAUCUUCGCCGAUGCACCGUCGGUGGAGAUUCACCGAACGGUACCUCUGAACGAAUUGCAAAGAUUCUCCCAAUACCAUUCCAAAGCAGCUUAAAUUUAGAUCGUACGAACUUUUCAAAACGAAUCACGAACUGAUCACCGCAAGGCGCUAAAUCUCGACCAUGGCAUCUUUGGAGCCUCUUCUAGCAGACACGUAUCAAUAUCACGUGGUGAAAAGGUGAGGCACGAGGCGAGGGCCGUAAGAUCGACAGAGUGAGAUGUUAGAGGUAAAUUUCCGUUUCCGCAUGGUCGCGAUUGUGAGUAAAUGGCACAUGGAGAAAACCGUGAUUUCAGGGAUACAAUCUUUGACAUUCGUUAAUCGUCACCACAAAAGGAGGUCAACC